AUCAUCUUUCUAUUCCAGCCAACGGCGACUACGACUCCCAUCACCUCCACCACUUCAUCACACACAACCCUCGUGGCAGCUGCAUCUCACUCCUUUCACACACGCACAAAAUAAAAACCACGUUCGGAAAGAAAAGGAAAGAAAAAAUCUGGUCUCACAUUUCGCUAUCGCUGAAUAACAAUUUACAAUUUGCCUUUUUUUUCUUCUUCUUCCUCCCUCCCUCGCCUUGAUAUCAAACUAGGUCGCAGCAAUCAUGUCACUCCCUACUUGUCGGUUUUACGAGGAGAAAUAUCCGGAGCUUGAUAGCUAUGUUAUGGUCAAUGUUAAGCAGAUCGCAGAAAUGGGAGCAUAUGUGAAGCUUCUGGAAUACGACAACAUCGACGGCAUGAUCUUGCUUAGUGAGCUUUCCAGACGGCGUAUCAGAUCUAUCCAAAAACUCAUUAGAGUUGGAAGAAAUGAGGUUGUGGUUGUCUUGAGGGUCGAUGAAGAAAAAGGAUACAUUGAUCUUUCCAAGCGUCGUGUAUCUGCCGAGGACGUUGUCAAGUGCGAAGAGAGGUACAACAAGAGCAAGAUGGUACACUCCAUUCUCCGGCAUGUCGCCGAGAAAACAAAGGAGCCUAUCGAAAACCUCUACGAAAAUAUUGGUUGGCCCUUGAUGAAGAAGUACGGCCACGCUGUCGACGCAUUCAAAUUCUCGAUUACCAAUCCGGACGUAUGGGAAGGCAUCCAGUUCCCCUCAGAAGUUGUCAAGACUGAACUCCAAACCUACAUCUCCAAGCGCCUAACCCCCCAACCAACCAAAGUCCGCGCAGAUGUCGAAGUCACCUGCUUUGGAUACGAGGGUAUCGAUGCCGUUAAAGAUGCCCUCAGGAAAGCCGAAGCAAAGAACACCGUUGACACACCCGUCAAGGUCAAGCUCGUCUCGCCACCCCUUUAUGUCCUUACAUCUCAGUGCCUAGACAAAAAUACCGGCAUUCAAGUCCUCGAGGAGGCUAUCACUGAGAUCCAAACUUCAAUUUCCGCUGCCGGCGGCAGCUGCAUAGUCAAGAUGGCGCCCAAGGCGGUCACUGAGAACGAUGACGCAGAGCUACAAGCCCUAAUGGACAAGAAGGAGCGCGAGAACCAGGAGGUCUCUGGUGAUGAAGACGAGAGCAUUAGUGAUGAAGAGGCUUAAUUUCUCGGUCUUCUUUUCAGGCUUUUUCGAUUUAUAGUUCUUUUUCCUUUUAAUGGUCGUUAAAAAAUAACAAAGCCGGCUAAUGCAUGGGGACCCCCACUGAGGAAGGGAUGGGUUCUUGAUUCGUCGCAUGUAUGUUACUGUGCGUACCUGGUAUGAUGCCACGCAUGGAUGACAAAAAGUUCUGUUUCUUUUUUCCUUUCCUUCUUCCUUCCUUCCCUUCUACCACCUCUCCGUGCUCUUUCACGCCUUGCUUCUCCCUAUUGUUUGGCUGUUCUCAUGAUCUUGGGCGCUGGCACGAAAACGAGUAUGAGCACAGUGCACUGUGGGUAAGGAGGGGCAAAAAUGAUGAGGGGCGUUCAUAGAAAGCAUAAGUUACAAUA
Molecule: messenger RNA, 1557 nt
Organism: Tuber melanosporum (Perigord truffle)
Lineage: Eukaryota; Fungi; Ascomycota; Pezizomycetes; Pezizales; Tuberaceae
Exons: 4
Coding region: 254-1174 (306 amino acids)
Cellular component (GO): eukaryotic 48S preinitiation complex; eukaryotic translation initiation factor 2 complex; multi-eIF complex
Molecular function (GO): ribosome binding; translation initiation factor activity; RNA binding
Source: RefSeq, a predicted model, not a curated record